Lineus longissimus is the source of this 2924-nucleotide messenger RNA. RefSeq names its product brain-enriched guanylate kinase-associated protein-like. NCBI's taxonomy places the organism in Eukaryota, Metazoa, Nemertea, Pilidiophora, Heteronemertea, Lineidae. The coding region runs from base 791 to 1720 and encodes 309 amino acids. The transcript is spliced from 7 exons. The record is from RefSeq and is a predicted model, not a curated record.
CUGAGAAAGCCCAUUUGAUAAUUAUCCCGAUGGUGAGGAUGUGACAUGGCGAGUGUUUGUCUCAUUGUUGUGAUGAUUCGCUGGGAUGAUGGACUCAUUUCAUGCUGAUUCAGACCCAUGCUAAUGCGGGACCUACCACUGCUAGCUCGGACACCUCUUGAGUGCUAACGAUGGAAUGCCAUGACAACGUUGGUGUUUGGAUGGAGUUGAGAUCUUUGAGUCAGAUGUAGCUACAUGAGCUGCAUUGAAGUAGCUUGGUUUCAAGUGAUGGGAUCUUUUGCUUAUUCACAAGCUUCUAGGGAAUACAUAAACUACUGUUCGGAUUGUCAUGGCCCCACCAAAAGACAAUCACAAUGCCAGCAUCCACUUGUUCAAAGAGGAGCCUCUAGCCAACGUUCAUUAUUCUUAGCGUUGCAUCUUCCUCGAUUUCCUGCUGUUCAUUUUGCGUGGUGUUCUCAUUUUUGGCCCUGUUUUAAGCUAUGCAGUUUUCACAUUCACAUGAUCGUCAAGUGCAUUCGAAAGUGUAGCCAUCUCUGACAACCAUCUGCAACUUACAGGGCUUGUAUCUGACUGGAUUUCUUGGUCUUUGCACAUACUACCAAGCUUGUUGUCGUUCUUGACCCUGUUGAUGCAACUGAGUCAAUGGCCAUGGUUUAAUCACGUCAUCACAUGAGGAUAUUGUGCAGCCAAGACUUUGGAAUACUAACUCUAUGUGUAUGUGAUUGAUCAAUUGGUGGUUUCCUUGGUCGUAAUCUUCCCAAGGUUCGUCCUGUCCUACUGGACUUACAAGAUGAUGAUCGAGGAGUGUGGUUGUGCAUGUCACAGUUGUUUUGGAGGAAACAGCUUGGACCUGCACCACCAGAUUGAAGAGCUAAAUUCCAAGUUGCGACAAAGCAAUGCCCACAUCGCACAGAUGGAAAAGGACUUCGAGGCCAGUCGCCUCUACUCCGAGCAAGAGAUUUCCAAACUCCAGGAUGAGCUGUUAAAGUUACGAGAUCGCUACGACAGAUUGUAUGAAAGUCAUAAGAAACUUAGCAAGGUGAAUCAGGGCCUCGAGGACAAACUUCUGAAAGUGGUGAGCAAGUUUGAAGUUGAGAAGACUGCCCUCCAGAAAGACAUCGCCAAUCUGACGUCACGGAUGGUCGAGGCCAGGAUGACAAUAUCUGAAUUAGAGGAAGAAAACGACCGGUAUAGGAACGAUUGUAACGUUGCUGUUCAACUCUUGCAGUGUAAACCUAACAACUUCGUUGCUCACAAACUGAAUACAUUGCCUUUGGACCUCCAGAAUCGAUUACGUCCACACUUGACACGAGAGGAAAUAAUCAACAUGGACGAUGGACCACAAUCGCCACAGCAAGACACCCAGAAAACGAUCCGCGUGCCAAUGCCAACGUUCCCACCCACUGCCAUGGUUUACUCAGUCAAUCAGAAAGUGAACACUGUCCAAGUUGAAGUGAAACAAAAUGACUCGUCAGUUCCGAUGACAUUAAUCGCAAAGGUGCUAACGCAAUCGGAACCGAGAAAGAGACAGCGGAGAAUUUAUAUUUGCGAUAAGUGCAAGCGGGAUUUUGUUUUUAUGGACAAAGGAAUACAAGCAGACAUUCGUCCUUUGACAAGACGUGAUUCAGAUUCCGACAAUGCAAGUUACAGUAGUAAUGGAAGCAUGCACAUUCAUAAGCCUUCGAGGCCAAGGCUAAAUUCGACUGAGACAGAAAUCUGACAGGAGAGCCUGUCCGAGUAACCUUCCACCCCUUUUUCUCCACCAGUGGUUUCUUCCAUGUUGAUUAUAGGAAUAGUUCAGUAUUGUUGUGUGGGUUUAAUUAGGAUUGUUAGGCCUUCUCAUAAUGAAGCAGCGUUCCUAACAAUUUGUAAAUAUUGAUUAACGCGAUUUGGGUUUGUGGCUUCCAUGUCCUCAUUUCCCGUACUUCCUGUGCAGGAAUCCAGUGGGUAGUACCAAACUUUAGAGGGAUGACGGAUGCUGUCUGAAAUGUCUUGUCAGUUUUUUGCUUAUACCCAAUCGUUGUGUUUCAUCAAAAACAUUCCUAUUUCUACCCCAAUGCCUGGGAAAAGGGAAUAGUCUCCACAAUUGUGUUUAGAAAGGCUUAAUAUGCACAGUUAGGGAAAUCUUGGUCGUGUAGCAACAUAGCUCGAACUAAGUAUUCAUGCAAGUGGAAUUUUUUUAUUUCAGUUACAAAUUUCUAAUUUCUAAGGAAUGGCUUACGCCCUUAAGGAUACGGUACCAAUUGCAUGAUGCUAUGAAGGUCUUGCUUUCUCUUCCUUUUUAACUGUGCAUAUGGUACUUGGUCUGUAUAUAUAGUCUAUGUAGUUAAUUGGUGCUAUAAGUUUGUCUUCACUGUUCAUAUUUAUGUAUUAUAUUUGCCCAAGAAAAUAUAAACUUCUCUUAUUCGAAUUUGACUAUAAAUACAAGUGUGUAGUUUGAAGUUCUUUCUUUGCCAAAAAAACUCUAUGAUUUCAGAAAAAUAGAACACAAUUUUCUGCACCUUAUUAUAACAUCCCAUUGAAAUAUCUAAAUAAGCAAUGAAUGCUCUGCACAAAUUGAGUUGAUACAUGUAACUAGUUUGUCUGCUGUUCGAAAGUGUAGACAAAUGGUUUGUAGAAUAAGUAUACAUUUUCUAAUGCAUCCCAAGAACUGCCCUAUACAGAGGCUCAGAAGUUAAAGUUAGUGCUGGCCUGGCAUUAUCUCAAGACAAUUCUCCUUGUUGAUGCUAAUAGCUUUUAUCUAAAAAUAUAAUAAGAGGACAUGCCUCCUUUCAUUCUAAGACGAUGAGUUUCAGGCUCGGAACAGCCAUACUUUGAUUGACAGUAACACUUUCGAUUGACAUAUUUCCGUACUCCACCUCCAUGCUUCCAAGAAGCACCCUGUACAUAGACUGAUGAAGAUGUAAACUUUGUCAAUAAAGAAA